GCGGGAGACGCAGGAACGCCCGGAGCGCGGCCCGGGCGGGAUGGGGUCCCGCUCCCGCGCCGCUCCGCCUGACCUUGCUCUGUUGUAAGGCGGCUGUAGGACGCAGAGGUUCAGGUCGUUCUCUGAAGCGCCCAGGCCUGUGCGCGGCCCCUCGGGAACGUUCCGGGUAGUUGGUGAUGAUAACAAUAGGCGGUGGCCGCCUGUCACUGCGCCUCCCCGGCUGGCGGUGAGCCCUGAAUGUGCGGCGCUGUCGUGUAUGCUCGUUCCCGCGCUCCUUUAUUCCACUAAUUCACGGGGCGCCCUCUGCGUGCCAGGCACGUCCUGUUCUCUGAGCAUAUUCCAUGCUUGUCAACAUGUUCCCUAACACAGGUCUUUUAUUUUUUUUAUUUGUUGCUUAAUUUGUCCUAAGAUGUAACUGGCUAGAGGAGCAUGAAACUUGGUGGUUCAUUCACCAAAAAUAUUUUGAUUUGGGUUUCAGUUUAAAUUUUUCCCUACAAAUUGACAGCCCCCAGUUGUGGACACGGAAUGAGUAUGAGGAGAGGUCUGUGAGUAAUCUUUAUUUUAUUACUGCUGUCUCUUCAGGAAGAGCUUGUGUGCUAGUGGAUUAGAACUGUUUGCCUUCCAUCAAUACAUAUUUAAGUACAUAUACACAUGCACUUACAUAUACUUGACAUUGAGUUAAAUAAGAAAACAGUAUUUGAUUAAGUUCAUUACUAGUUUAUUUAGCAUUAGAAUCAAGUAGAAACCAAGACUCCUACAAUUUUAAUGGAAUUUUUACUUUUACCAUUUUUAAAAACAGGAAGCAGAAAGGAAUCUGAGAUUUAUUGAACACUGCUCUGUCUCAGCCACUGUUCAGUGUAACUGUUCUAACUCUAGCAUAUGCCUGGAGGCAAUGAGAAGGUUUUUGUUACUCUAUGCUACACAGCGAGGACAAGCAAAGGCCAUAGCAGAAGAAAUAUGUGAAAAGGCAGUUGCACAUGGAUUUUCUGCAGAUCUUCACUGUAUUAGUGAAUCGGAUAAAUAUGAUCUAAAAACUGAAACAGCUCCUCUUGUGGUGGUGGUUUCUACCACGGGCACAGGAGACCCGCCUGACACAGCCCGCAAAUUCGUGAAGGAAAUACAGGACAAGACGCUGCCGGUUGAUUUCUUAGCUCACCUACGGUAUGGAUUAUUAGGUCUGGGUGAUUCAGAAUAUACGUACUUCUGUAAUGGGGGGAAGGUGAUUGAUAAACGGCUUCAGGAGCUUGGUGCCCGGCAUUUCUAUGACACUGGACAUGCGGAUGACUGUGUAGGUUUAGAACUUGUGGUUGAGCCGUGGAUUGACGGGCUCUGGGCUGCCCUCACUAAGCAUUUUAUGUCAAGGAGAGGAAAAGAAGAGAUGAGUGGGACUCUCACAACAGCAUCAACCGCCCCCCAGAAGAUGGACUCUGUGAAACCGGAAUUAAUACACAUCGAAUCACAAGUUGAACUUCUUAGGUUAGAUGACUCAGGAAGAAAGGAUUCUGAGGUUUUGGAACAAAAUGCAGUGAACAGAAGUCAAUCAAGUGCUUUGAUAGCAGAGUUUGAGUCUUCACUUACCCGUUCAAUACCCCCACUUUCCCAGGCCUCUCUCAAUAUUCCUGCUCUACCACCAGAAUAUCUACAGGUGCAUUUGCAUGAGUCUCUUGGCCAGGAGGAAAACCAAGUAUCUCUGACUUCAGUGGGUCCAAUUUUUCAAGUUCCAAUUUCAAAGGCAGUUCAGCUGACUACAAAUGAUGCCUUAAAAACCACUCUUCUGGUAGAAUUGGACAUUUCGAAAACAGAUUUUUCCUAUCAGCCUGGCGAUGCCUUCAAUGUGAUCUGUCCCAACAGUGACUCUGAGGUGCAAAGCCUACUCCAAAGACUGCAGCUCACAGACCAAAGGGAGCACCGUGUCAUGUUGAAAAUUAAAGCUGAUACCAAGAAGAAAGGAGCAGCCAUGCCCCAGCAUAUACCUGAGGGAUGUUCUCUCCAGUUCAUUCUUACCUGGUGCCUCGAAAUACGUGCAAUUCCCAAAAAGGCGUUUUUGCGAGCCCUUGUGGACUAUACCAGUGAUGGUGCGGAAAAGCGCAGGCUGCAGGAGCUGUGCAGCAGACAGGGAGCGGCCGAUUAUAACCAUUUUGUCAGAGAUGCCUGUGCCAGCUUGUUAGACCUCCUGCUUGCGUUCCCAUCCUGCCAGCCCCCGCUCAGCCUCCUGCUCGAACAUCUUCCUAAGCUCCAGCCCAGACCAUAUUCAUGUGCAAGCUCAAGUCUUUCUCACCCGGGGAAGCUUCACUUCGUUUUUAACGUCGUGGAGUUUCUGUCCAACACCACAUCGGCAGUUCUGCGGAGAGGUGUGUGCACAGGCUGGCUAGCCACGCUGGUUGAGCCAGUUCUUCAGCCAAACACACGUGCAUCCCCUGCAGACGGCAGGAAAGCCCCGGCUCCAGAGAUAUCCAUCUCUCCUCGGACAGCAAAUUCUUUCCACUUACCGAAUGACCUCUUAGUCCCUGUCAUCAUGGUGGGUCCAGGAACUGGCAUAGCGCCCUUCAUUGGUUUCCUGCAUCACAGAGAGAAACUCCAAGAACAACAUCCAGACAGACGCUUUGGGGUGACGUGGUUGUUUUUUGGCUGUAGACAUCAGGAUAGGGAUUACUUAUUCAGAGAAGAGCUCAGGCAUUUCCAUAAGCACGGAAUCCUAACUCACCUGAAGGUGUCCUUUUCAAGAGACGCCCCUGUUGGGGAGGAGGCCCCAGUGAAGUACGUGCAGGACAACAUCCAGCUUCACAGCAAGCAGGUGGCAAGGCUCCUUCUUCAAGAGAACGGUUAUAUUUAUGUGUGCGGAGAUGCUAAGAAUAUGGCCAAGGAUGUAAAUGAUACCCUUGUAGAAAUAAUAAUGAAAGAGGUUGGAGUUGAUAAACUGGAAGCAAUGAAAAGUCUGGCUACUUUAAAAGAAGAAAAACGCUAUCUUCAGGAUAUCUGGGCGUAAAGUCAGAUAAGGAAGAGAAUGAAGGGAUUUUGGCUGAAAGUACUGAAAGACGGUGUCACUGAAGUUUGAGACUUUCAAUUUUUAAAAUUAAUUUUUUUUUAACUUUUCUUAGGGGAGGUAGGGUGGGGAGUGGAUCACUUAACAGUAUAGUUUUCUGUAUACUGCCCCCCUGCUCCUGCCAAACCUGCCUGUGGCUCAAUAGGCCCCCUAGCUGAGGGGCAGCCCCCUCCACCAGCACCUCCAGGGGCCACUUCUACACUUUGAGGAACUUCACAGAGACCUUGGCCAGGUCACAGGGAGUCUGUAUCUGUGCAUGCGGGGGACUUCCCAGUAUGGGAUGUGGGCACGAGUUCCCCAGGCAGAUAGUUAAAUCUGGGAACUUGUGUUGCCAGUUUUUUAAAAUAAUGUAAAAAGAAUUUAUCAUUAUAUGAAAUACACCAUAAAGAAUACAUGUUAAAAUUAUACAUAUAUAGAAAGCAUAUCUGAUUAUGUUUCUAUUACUUUAUCAAAUGUUUAUUUUAAUUACCAAAAGUAUAGUUCUGACAAAAAAUAUUUUAAGCUACUAAUAGGGAAU
Molecule: messenger RNA, 3560 nt
Organism: Miniopterus natalensis
Lineage: Eukaryota; Metazoa; Chordata; Mammalia; Chiroptera; Miniopteridae
Gene: MTRR
Product: 5-methyltetrahydrofolate-homocysteine methyltransferase reductase
Biological process (GO): homocysteine metabolic process
Cellular component (GO): cytosol
Molecular function (GO): flavin adenine dinucleotide binding; FMN binding; [methionine synthase] reductase (NADPH) activity
Source: RefSeq, a predicted model, not a curated record